CAUAUUCAAUACCCAUGUUACUCCUCCUGUCCUCGCACUCAGUCUCUCAUGUGCUCUCUCUCUCUCAUCAUCAUCAAAAAACACCACAUCUCACCUGCCCCCAAUCCUUCUCUCUCCUCCAUUUAAUCCAUGGUGCAAAGCCCCAAUCAGUGUAGAUGAAGAGAACAAAGGGCCUAAAGCUACUGUAAUUCGGUCUUGUUAGCUCACUAAAAGCCCUGAGCUCAAGCUCUGAGAAAUGGGUUUGAAGUGGGGUUCAUGGGUUUGCAGUAUUUGGGUUUUCUCAGCACUGUGUUUCAAGGUCUGCACAGGAGAUUCAGGAGCUUUGUCUGUUGUUUUCAAGAGGAGACCUCUAAGUGCAACAAGAGAGAGAAAGGCUGAGUUCUGGUUUGAGGUUUUGAAUGGGAGGAAUGGAAGCUCUUGUGGCAAUUGCAGUGUACAAUGCAAGCUUGAUGAGGGUAAUUACAGCGUUUGCGAUUCAUGGAGAGCUUCCUACGAAGGUUUGGUUGAUGGAGAUCACAGCUUUGAGGUCUGCAUCAAUGGAGCCUCCUGCACGACCUUUAAUUGGACUGUUGAUACCAUUCCUCCUACUGCAUCUGUUACGGGGGAGAUGGCAUUUACGAGCGGUUCACAUGUUAGAGUCCAAAUUGCUUUCAGCGAGGCGUGCUCUAGCCAUGGAGGUUUUAAGUGCUCGUCCCCCAAUUCUUGUAAUGUGCUUGUUUAUGGUGCAGGCCAUGUAAUUCCAUCCUCUUUAACAGUCCUCGAGCCAAACCUUAAAUAUAGUCUCAUUGUAGAACUAUCAUCUGAUGUUGAUUAUGGAAGAAUAAUACUGGUGAUGGACAAGGAUUUCUGCACAGACCUUGCUGGAAACACAUUCACCCGUGCUGCAAAUUCAAGCUUUUUCGUUCAUUUUGAUAGGAGGCCAGUGACUGUAAACUUGACAACCCAUAUACCUGAGAAGUUCUUGGAACUUGAGAAUGAGACAAGGAGAGUUGAUGCCACAAAUGACAACAAAGAUUUGAGAAUUUAUUUGGAUUUUUCGGAACCCAUUUUAAAUUCUUCUUCGGAAAUAUUGAGUGUUCUUCACACUAGUAAUGGUUUCCUUAUACCUACUCGCCGAAGGAGCCUUGGAAACCGUCGCUUUGGCUAUCUGGUGCAAAACAUUUCAACUAUUGCAGUGGUGACAAUAAAUCUAGAGUCAAGCUCUAUAAUUAGUAGACAGGGGACUCCUGUUUCUCCAAUUGAUCCUAUCAUCUUCUUAUACGAUUCUCAAAGGCCUUCAGUAAGGCUUAGUACAACAUCAAACAUAAGAACUCGAGAGCAAAGCAUGCCAGUAGUUAUUAAAUUCAUGAAGCCAGUGUUUGAUUUCAACUCCUCUUCCAUAUCCAUAACAGGGGGCCACUUGCAAAGUUUUGAUGAAGUGAGCAGGAAUUUGUACACUGCAUAUGUAAAAAUUGAUUCCAGUGCAGUAACAAUUGAAAUUCCUGAAAAUAUAACAGGUGAUGUAGCGGGAAAUAGAAAUACUGCAUCGAACCUUCUACAAGUGAGCCAUUAUUCGGUACCAAUGGUCUCGAUCGUGGCAUAUACCAUUACAACUGCUAUAUUUGGUGUGACGUCUUUUGCAGCUGGAUUGCUUACAAUUUCUACUGCAAGCCUACAGGCUUCAGGGGUUCUCCAAAGGCCCUCAUCUUCCUAUUUGACUUCUGAUCCCUCUCGAAAUCUAAUAAGAAUGGCUUUCCACAUUCAAGUUUUUGCACUGUCAAGAUGGCUGGCUUCUGCCAUGCCUGUUGAAUUCUACGAAUUUUCAAGGGGUCUACAAUGGAGCAUUCCUUACAUUAGGGUCCCAUGGGAAAGUCACAAUGUUCAUUUCAUCAUGCUAGCUUCUAAGUUUCGUUCAAAUAAUGUGGGAUCCCACAUCCUGAACUAUGGGAAAAUGAAAAAAAUCCUGACGGACUCAUUGGGUUUUGGGCGACCGCUUACUGCUAUGGAGUACAACAUAUUCUUUGAGAGUAUGAAUAUGAAACCUGAAGCGGAGUUAGAAUUAAAUCCGAAGAGCCCUGAUGGUUGGAAGGAGUUUGGUUGGAACAUGUUUUGGUUAGCCAUAAUUGGGGUUGGUUUGAUGCUGCUUCAUUUUUUACUCCUUUUGCUCCUUAAAUGGAAAGGAAAUUCCAUGGUGGGAAAGCAAAAGGACUAUGGAGCAGUUGUAUUGUGGAGAUUUGAAAUUUUCUUGAUUAUGCUCGCAUUACCAUGUAUGUGUCAAGCAGCAGCAGCACUAAUGAAAGGAGGAUCAACGGCAGGAGUCACAGUAGGAAUCCUAGUACUUGGAAUCCCAGCCUUCUUCCUCCUCUCUCUACUCAUUUUUCUUUCACUGGGAAUCACAUUGGGUAAGCUUCUCCAGUACAAAGAAAUACAUCAAGAAGAUCAAGACCUCCAUUGUUACCAUGACCUUAUAAGAGUCUCUCUGGGCCCAGGCAAGAGAGGCCAAUGGACAUGGAAGAACAAUCCAAACUCAACCCACCUCACAACCCUUGGCCCUCUCUUUGAAGACCUGAGGGGCCCACCAAAGUACAUGCUCUCCCAAUUUUCUGGGGAAACUUCCAGCAAAAGACAUGGCCAAAUUAUCCCUUCCGAUGAUGAAACAGAAGAUGCAGAGGCAACUGCCAUUCAGAAACUCUUCGGUAUUCUUCGUAUAUAUUACACGCUCCUUGAAUGCAUUAAGAGAGCGGCACUUGGUUUGGCUGCUGGUGCUAUUUCUGGCAAACUUCCGGUAAGAAUUCCAGCCAUUGCAGUGUUCUCAAUUGCUGGAUUCCAACUUGUCUUUCUCACUAUAAAGAAGCCAUUCAUUAGAAAGAGAAUGCAACUUGUUGAGAUUGUAUCAGUUGCCAGUGAGGCCAUUAUAUUGGGUGCAUGCAUGACUGUGAUUGUAAAGGCAUACAAAGUCCAAGACCAAAAAGCAGUUGGUAUAUUCUUCAUUUCUCUCGCUAUGAUUGCAUUUCUUACACAAGUUAUGAAUGAGUGGUGGGCCCUGAUUAUGCAAAUUCGUCGGUUAAGCCCCGAUGAGAAGUCCUUUGGACGUGGACUGAAGAUGGGUUUUGUAGGGUUGGUGAGUUUUGUAGUUCCUUUUGAGGUUUUGCAGAGUUGGUUUGGAGAAAUAAAGUUGGAUUAUAGAGAGGGGGAGAGAGGAGUGAGUGAGAGUGGAGAGAGAGUGAGUGGGGUGAGGUCAUCAAGGGGGUCAGGAGAGAAGCCAUGGAUGAGGCAACUGAGAGAUUUGGCAAAGGCAAGCUUUGGCCAUGGACGUGAUGAGGCUGGCCCCUCAAACCCAAGGUGGUUUAGGAGCAGCAAUAAGAGUAGGAGCAGUUCAGGGAGCAAUAAUCCUUUCUCCAUGGAUCAGAGGAGGUCUAGAGGACUAUACAAAGAUUUUGAGAGCCUUUUCUUCACAAGAUAAUAAGGUGAGAACUCUCUAGAGAGCUAAAGAGUUAUUUAAGAGCACUUUGUCAGAUAAAUUAUUAGAUGAGGGCACUCGUGUCCUUUUGGAAAUGUUGGAGCAUCCUAAUAAUCCUUUCAUAAAACAGUGAUUUACGAGCAUUUUGUCAGAUAAAUUAUUAGGUGUGGACACAUAUGUCUUUAUGGCAGAGUUCAUGGGAAAUAGAUACUUUCCCAUGGAUGAGGAGUCAUGUCUAGAGGGACUCUGCACUGCUUGCUGUAUACAAGGAGUAUCAGAGCAUUUUCUCUGAAGAUUAAUUAGGUGAGGACCUGUGUCUCUCUGGAUAUUAAGGCCAUUAUCUAUGAUUUGGGUCAUGGGUAGCCAACACAUGUCAAUUUAGGAGAGUUUGACAUUGUCUAUUUAUUGUGUAUAUUGUUGGUAUUAUUUCGCCCCUGAAUUUGAGAUCUGAUGGGCAUUGGUUCAUUUUUGUAAUUGUAGUAUUGUUAUCAAUACUCAAAAGGGCUGGAGUUUGGUGGUAACUCCCCCAUUAACUGCUUAAUAUGAUAGAUAUACAUUCACUACCAAGAAAAUUUGUGGCUUGUCCUCCUGUGGUAGAAAGAUUUAUACAAUUCGUACCGAUGCAUGAGUCCAAUGGCAUUGUCUUUACAGAAUUCGUGUUGGAUAUUUGAAUUAUGUUGACCUGCUUGUUCUCUA
Messenger RNA from Amborella trichopoda, 4135 nucleotides. RefSeq lists its product as uncharacterized. Lineage: Eukaryota; Viridiplantae; Streptophyta; Magnoliopsida; Amborellales; Amborellaceae. The record is from RefSeq and is a predicted model, not a curated record.